AUGAAACGAGAUACCCUCACUGAGCCGCAAACUCAAUUCUACAUUGCGGAGGCGGUCCUCGCGAUCGAUUCCAUUCACAAAAUGGGCUUUAUUCAUCGGGACAUCAAACCGGAUAAUUUGUUGCUUGAUGCCAAAGGACAUAUCAAGCUAAGCGAUUUUGGAUUAUGUACCGGACUGAAGAAAGCGCAUCGAACCGAGUUCUACAAAGAUCUUUCUCAGGCCAAAGCCAGCGAUUUCUAGGCCGGAGGAGCUGACACCGGUCUUGUUCAAUGA
Echinostoma caproni is the source of this 273-nucleotide messenger RNA. The record is from the annotation of a GenBank genome assembly. Lineage: Eukaryota; Metazoa; Platyhelminthes; Trematoda; Plagiorchiida; Echinostomatidae.